UCGCGCUUCUCCCUCCGUGGCGUAGUGUUUGGCGUUACCAUGGAGUCUGGAGAGGCCCGCGGAUGCUGUUUGUUGCCAGGGUAACCCCAGCGGCAGAAGGCAACCGUGGCGGCGGCUGCAGGGCUGCGAUGGUGACAAACCCGGUGCACGGCCUGCCCUUUCUCCCGGGCUCGUCCUUUACGGACUCCACGAAAACAGCAUUCCACAGAAGCCAGACGCUCGGCUACAGGAACGGCUACGCAGUUGUUCGACGUCCGACGGUGGGGAUAGGCGGAGACCGGCUCCACUACAAUCAGCUGUCUCAGGCCGAGCUGGAUGAGCUGGCCAAUAAAGCCCCCAUCUUAACUUAUGGGCCACCCAAGCAGGCCCCACCUGCAGAGUUUGUCCCUGCGCAUGUGGCUUUUGACAAAAAGGUGCUGAAAUUUAGCGCCUACUUCCAAGAAGAUGUUCCCAUAUCAAGCGAGGAGCACUACCGAAUCCGCCACGUGAACAUGUACUACUAUCUAGAGGAUGACAGUAUGUCUGUCAUAGAGCCCGUUGUGGAGAACUCCGGGAUCCCGCAGGGCAAGCUAGUCAAGCGCCAGCGGCUAGCCAAGAACAAUGUGGGAGACCACUACCACUGGAAAGACCUCAAUCGGGGAAUUGACAUCACAAUUUAUGGCAAAACUUUCCGAAUUGUCGACUGUGACCGAUUCACCCAGGAAUUUUUGGAAAGUCAAGGAAUUGAAGUGAAUCCACCAGAGAAAAUGCCUCUCGAUCCUUACACUGAACUCCGGAAAAAACCUGUUCGUAAAUACAUCACCCCAUCAGACUUUGACCAACUGAAGCAAUUCCUCACCUUUGACAAACAAGUCCUUCGAUUCUAUGCCAUCUGGGACGACACGGAUAGCUUGUUUGGAGAGUGCCGACAGUACAUCAUUCACUACUACCUCAUGGACGAUACUGUGGAGAUCCGAGAGGUCCAUGAACGGAACAACGGAAGAGACCCCUUCCCACUCCUCAUGAACCGCCAGCGCAUGCCCAAGAUUUUGGUGGAGAAUGCAAAGAACUUCCCUCAGUGUGUGCUGGAGAUCUCUGAUCAGGAGGUGCUGGAGUGGUACACUGCCAAGGACUUCAUUGUGGGGAAGCCGCUCACCAUCCUCGGGAGGACCUUCUUCAUUUACGACUGUGAUCCGUUCACCCGACGGUACUACAGAGACAAGUUCGGGAUGCCUGAUUUACCACGCGUUGAUGUGAGCAAGCACGAGCCACCUCCUGUAAAACAGGAGUUACCUCCCUACAAUGGCUAUGGACUGAUCGAAGACUCUGCUCAGAAUUGUUUUGCUCUCAUUCCCAAAGCUCCUAGAAAAGAUGUCAUUAAAAUGUUGGUGAAUGACAACAAGGUGCUCCGCUUUCUGGCUGCACUGGAAUCCCCUAUCCCGGAAGACAAAGACCGGCGCUUUAUCUUCUCUUAUUUUCUUGCCACCGAUAUGAUCAGUAUCUUUGAGCCUCCUGUUCGAAAUUCUGGUAUCAUUGGGGGUAAAUUCCUGGGCAGAACUAAAGUUGUUAAACCAUUCUCUUCGGUUGACAACCCUAUCUACUAUGGACCAAGUGACUUCUUCAUCGGUGCCGUGAUUGAGGUGUUCGGCCAUCGCUUCGUCAUCCUCGAUACAGAUGAAUACGUUUUAAAAUACAUGGAGAGCAACGCUUCCCAGUAUUCCCCAGAAGCCCUCGCCUCCAUCAAGAACCGCAUCCAGAAGCAGGAUGUGCAGGAGGCUCCGGCACCAGAAUCAGAAAACCAGCAAGCUACGGAGGAACCCAAGGAACAGGACCUGGAGACUCUGAUAGACACCAUCCAGAUGCACCUGAAAGACCAUUCCUGCCAAGAUAACCUCCGUGAAACGUUUCAAAUAUAUGACAAGGAGGGUUCUGGAUACGUAGACAAAGAGACGUUCUUUAAAGUCUGUGACACUCUUAACAUCCCAGUCAAUGACUCUUUGAUUAAAGAGUUAAUCAGGAUGUGCACCCAAGGAGAAGGCAGGAUUAACUACUAUAACUUUGUUCGAGCUUUCUCCAACUGACCUGAAUGAGAGAAUGCGAUAUAAAUCUUUGACACUGAGCUGAUGUCAAGAAACCUACUUUGUAUUUAUCAUACAAGUAUUCACGUCACUCGGUUUUGGCUCUUCUAUUUCACUAUUGCUGAAGUCUAAAAUAAAUUCAUUUAUCAAAGAAUGGAAGACCGGUGCCUUGGAGUGGCAGAGGUACCAUGGUAGUUUUAGCUUAUGGGGUCCAGGGGGUUCUAGGAUUCGCCAAACAGUAUCCUGAAUAUGUCUCUAUCGGUGCUUGGGAUGAGGCUAACAUCUGAAUUGGUAGACUAGUAAAAUAAACUUCAGAGUAAGCAGACCCUCAGCAGUAAUUUGCAAGCCUGAAACACAAACUGACCCACCCCUGAGUAAGAGAAUCCCCCUGCCUGGCUGCCUUUAAACUGCCACACAGCCUUCUCUGGUCCUCAGAUGCAAACCUGUUGUGUACUAAGUGUGCGGCCAACAGACUGGAGCCGGACCCAGAGCUAGGUUCAGCUUGCAGACUCAGCCCACACAAGCACAUACACUACCUCAUACCACACCACAGCACACACAAUUAGUUUUCUGAUUCUUUGGGAAGCUUAAUAUGGACGUAGAAGGAUGAAGAACAGAAGGGAUGGUAGACUUCUCUGGAAACAUCUGGAACAUCGAAAAUAAGGUUCACAGCAGCGCUGUCGCUGCUGGCCAAGGGCCUCUCUCCCCACCCAUCAGCUUCCCUCCAUGUCGUAGGGAAAUAUAUGACAUGCUUUUCAGAGUGUAAUUCUAAGUCCAUCAGUAGAGUAAAAACUGGGGGCCUGAGGUCUGGCUCAGGGGGAGAAUACUUUCAUAGUACAUACAAGAACCAACAAUACCAUCAAAAACAAAGUUUACAAAAAUGGAAUAGAGAAUAGUGCGGUGUACAUAGUAGGGCGCCUAUUUUCAUAAAAUCUGUGUGUUUACUGGGAUACAAUGUAAAUAUCUCUAGGAAAGAAUUCCUUUUAGAGAGUGUCACCUAGAAGAGGAGCAGGGCAAGACUAGUCACACUUUCAGGCUCUCCAAUGAGCUCAGAUUGACAGCCAUCGAUGUUCUUCUAUGAAUCAGCCAUGCCAGAUUCUUCCCUGUCACCCAAAACAUGCAACAGUGAGGAUGAAGUCAUACAGGACCAGAACGCCCAGGUCCUCUCAGAAUUACCGGGGCUGAGGGAGGGGCUCCCUGGUUUUGCCUUUUGCAAGGCAUUAAGACACAUCGAAGUAGCUUGUCCAAAGGGUUCCUUUCAGUUCUAGGCUAUCUCGGGAAGAAACCAGGUUCGUUUCCUCCCAUCAUUUCUAGCUGUCUGAAGUUUUAUUUCUCAGUGCUUUAGAAAAUCUGUUUUAGUCUAAAUUAGCCAAGCUUUAUCCGGUUUGCUCCAUCCAGUUCUGCCCCAGGCCUGGGAGCCUUCAGUACAGAGUGUGCCAGACAAGUAGAGUCCUCCUCUGGCUGCUGCAUCCCUUCUCUCAGCUUUGGAAUAGCUAAGAAUAUCCAGAAAGCUGGAAAAGCACAUAGCAUUUCUCUCAUUGGUUAGUAAUAUCAUUUGUAGCCAGGGCUGGCUAAGUGACAUGUGCCAAAGACGGGCUUAUUCUCACUCACAGGGCACUUUUCUUGAGGGAGCUCUUAGGUCAUUUUUCAAAGAAAUCCUGUGCAUGAUCCCUGUCCCCAACUACUGAGCUCUAAGGACACACUCCCUAGGCUCCUUUCCUUCCUCAGAAGGGUCUCUUGGCGGGGGUCACCUCAGGGUACUAUGCCCCUCUAGGGUAGGCACUAUAGUUAGGGAGGUCAAUUCCUUUUCCUUGGACUUAUUUUAAGAAUCAGCCACCCCAAAUACGCUUUCUAGAUUCCAGAGGACUGAGCCAGGGAGAUGGCCCUGUGGGCGAAAGUGCUAGCAGUGAAAUUCUGAUGGCUUGAGUUCAAAUCCAUGGCCCCCAAGUAAGAGCCGUCGCAGUCCAUGGCCUGAGUUCAAAUCCAUGGCCCCCAAGUAAGAGCCGUCGCAGUCCAUGCAUCUGUAAUCCCAGCACUUCUUCGGUGAUAUGAGAUGCGGAGACGGGAGUGUCCCCAGGAAAGUCACAGGCCAGCUAUCCUAGAUUGCCCAGUGCAAUGGCAACCGAGAGGCUCCACCUCAAAGUAGAAGACAAGGAAUGACUUGAGCACAGUUGUCCUCUGAUCCCCAUAUGCUCCCCAUGGCAUGCACCCCCUCAAAUAUGUGCACGUACACUAGAUGUUUUUCAAGAGUUGAAACUUGGGCGAGUUGAGUGAUGGUACCCUCGGCAUUCUGAAAGCCCCCUGAGAAAUUCAUACCGUCUAUCAUUCCCAGCCAUCCCUGCCUUCCGUGGAAGGGGGAAGCCUACAGAAGCAAUGGCCUGCUCCUUGGCUAUCUUUCACAUAUGUGUCCAGCCGGUAGCAUACGGAAACCCUUCUUAUUCUUUUCCCACUGGCUUUGGGCUUUUUGCUGAAAUAGAGGCCAUCUCUUUUAGAUCUUCUCCCUCCCCUUUGAAGUUUAAGCACCUUCAUCCCUGUCUUAGUCAGGGGUGUUCUGUUGCAGUGAGAGACACCGUGAUCAUGGGGACUCUUACAAAGGAAAGCAUUUAAUUGGGGCUGGCUUACAGUUUCAGAGGUUUCGUCCAUUAUCAUCAUGGUGGGAUAUGGUGGCAUGCACACAGACUUGGUGCUGGAGAAGGAGCUGAGGGUUCUACCUCUGGAUCCACAGACAACAGGAAAAGAGAAGAGUGGGCUUUUAAAACCCUAAAACCCACCCCCAGUGACAUGCUUCCUCCAAUUGGGCCACACCCACUUGGACAAGGCCACACCUCCUAAUCCCUCUCAAGUAGCACUAUUCCCUAAUGACCAAGUAAGUAUGCAAAUACAUGAGCCUAUGGGGGCCAUUCCUAUUCAAACCACCACCCCCUUCAAUCUCAGUUCUAUCCACUUAUUUCUUUUCUUUUCCAUGAGAUACCGUACAGAUAGCGCUUACCAUUGCCCACUGUAGUCCCAAGAGACAUUGGUCUUACGUAAGGCUGGCACACUCAUUCUGUAAGCUUGUUUCCCAUGCCUCAUCUCGCAUCUUUCAAACUGACCCAAGACUGAGCAGACCUGAUAACAAAUAUCCCGACGAGGUCUGAGAGGUAUCUCACAGAAGACCGGAGCUGACGGGAAUGCCUGUGGAAGUAGCACACACACUGUCCACUACACAAUCAGAGCAGAUCACUUCUGAGACCCUGAAGAGGCCUGCGGCCACAAGGUGCCACUAAGUACCAUAUGAUACUGUCGCAACUGGCAUGCAUCUUGAGCCCUGGGCUCAGGUGAUGGAUGACAGCUCAGUGAUAACUGUAGUGAGCACCACUGAGAGAUGACCACCCCUUCAAAUACGCCACAGCAUGGCCAGUUACCGUCUGCAGGGGCAGCGCACUGGUAGCCACGUCCAUCAGAUUUAACUGAAGGAUGUGUUCAAGGCUCAUAAGGAUAGUUCAUUGGUGGUGGGCCACUGUUCAGUCCAGGGUAUGUCCCCCAAAUACACCACGAGGGGGCCUUGAACAUACUGUUGUGAUUAAGGGGAUUCCCUUUGUGUCUACAAAGCUUCAGUAUGUUCAGGACAAGCAGGCGAAGAAGAGGUUCUCUAAAUAUUGUUUCCAAGGGCUCCCGGGUAUGUGAUUUUUUUUAAUAUCCUGUUGGCGCACAAGCACAAGCACGUUUAUUAACAUCAGUUUAUCCAGGUAAGGGCACGCACACCUGCAAUCCCAGCAUUCGGGCUGGAAGACUGCUUAUGUCCCAGGCCAACCUAGUCUGCAAUGCAGUGGAGGCAAGCCAGAACUAUACUGUAAGACCCGGGCUCAAAAACAAAAACAAAUCAGCCAGUUUAAAAGUGGGCACGGUGGCACAUACCUGUGAUCCAAGCUUUUAGGUGGCAGAGGCUGGAUUGCCAGGAGUUUGAGGCCAACCUGGGCUAGGAAACCAGCAACAGCCCAGCCUGUCUCAAAAAUAAAUGAUAUAUAGUUUUAUGUGUACCAUGAACUCAACGCUGUUGUCGCCGCCAAACCCUGGGAAACAAAACUGGCGGGACACAGAUGAGAAACGGGCUAGCUUACCUUAGCUCACCGCCGGAUGUUGCCCGGCGUGCCACAUGGGAGCAGGAUGGGAACCAUCUGCACCAGAGCUUGCUGCCAUCAGUCCCACUCACCUCAAGGAAGUCUCUGGGUGGUGUUUACCCCUGUGGGUUCCCUUGGCUAGCUACCACCGGCAACUGCACCCACCUCCUGAGCACACUCCCCAAGGAUGGUUCUGGAAAAUGCAGCCACAGCUGCAUGCAAUAGCAGGGCAUUUACGCCACACCAGCCACCCUAUUGCUGCCCUUCUUACCAAACUGGGACAUUGCAUUCACAGAGACCAAGACCUACAUCUCCUUCAAGCUGCGUGACAUUGCUGGAGAGUAGUAAGAGCAUGGAGGACUACCUGAAGGAGGGGACAUCCAACUUACAAAACCUGUUAGGAAAUCCCCUUUUCGAACUCACUGUUACAGAUGAGAUAAAAAUGAUACAUGCUAACCCAGUUACGACACAGUGAACCAUUUUAGACACAACAGUUACAGUUUACAUGAAUGCGUGUUUUUCCAAAGUGAAAACAAAUGGAAGAAUAAAGACUAAAUAAUAUUUAUCCAUAAAACCACACCAGUGAGUUCUACCAGAAAUGGUUAUGACCAAUAAUUCUAUGCUCUUUAUUCAGGUAUUUCAGAAAAUAUUUGAUCAUUUGUUCCAAAAUUACAUUUUAAAAAAUCCAUACAAAACUGUAGCUUGUUUCCAAAAACCAGAGAGAAACAGCGCAAAAAGGACUUUGAAAAAAAAAAUUCACCAAAAGUAAAAAGACACCCCUCCCCCCAACUGUUUUAUACGAAAGCAUAAAUACUCAGUUACACAUUUUCCUUGAGUUCCUUGUUGAAUUUGGUCCAUAACACGAACAGGUUAACGUAGAGAAACAGUCCAUGUGUCCACACUUGCAUUCUGCGUUGCCCAGGGCACCAGCUCCUCUUCUCAUCCUCCAGGUGUUUUGUUAAACAGGGUAACUGAAAAGUGAGGUUUCCUCACACGCCAAUCUGUGCCCCAAAGAAGGACAGCACUCACGGUCACAGCCAGGUCCUGGGUGGGAGGGUGGGGGGCAGCGCUCACCACUGUGGCUGAUUCUUGGAUAUAAUCUCCAUCCUCCCCACAGGGACAAAAACUCUGGAAUGCCUUCCGUGGUGAGGGUGAUGCUGGCAACACCAGAGCGGACCCUAUUCCCAGACAGGGAUAAUGUCCCAGCCUGAGGAUUUUGUUUUUCCUUUCAACACAUUUAAAAAAAAAAAAUAAGGAUCUCUAAGACAA
Molecule: messenger RNA, 7426 nt
Organism: Alexandromys fortis (reed vole)
Lineage: Eukaryota; Metazoa; Chordata; Mammalia; Rodentia; Cricetidae
Gene: Efhc1
Product: EF-hand domain containing 1
Exons: 11
Coding region: 63-2060 (665 amino acids)
Biological process (GO): mitotic spindle organization; mitotic cytokinesis; cilium-dependent cell motility
Cellular component (GO): mitotic spindle; axoneme
Molecular function (GO): calcium ion binding; alpha-tubulin binding
Source: RefSeq, a predicted model, not a curated record